Molecule: messenger RNA, 4704 nt
Organism: Orbicella faveolata
Lineage: Eukaryota; Metazoa; Cnidaria; Anthozoa; Scleractinia; Merulinidae
Product: melatonin receptor type 1C-like
Biological process (GO): G protein-coupled receptor signaling pathway
Cellular component (GO): membrane
Molecular function (GO): neuropeptide Y receptor activity
Source: RefSeq, a predicted model, not a curated record
AAAAAAAUUACCAAAGGUAAAUAACUCAUUGUACAUUUUCCUGAGUACCAAUUAGCAAAGAUAUUGGAAAAGAAACCUGGUUUUUAAAAUGUUUUUUUUUAGACAAAUUCAGAAGUAGGAUAAACCACCGUUCAUUUUAUCCCACCACAAAUUCCAGAUGCGGCCUUUUAUUCUCAGUGUUAUUUUACUUCAUAAGGCGUCUUAUUUUCCAAUUAUAAUCACUUUGAAUGCUUUAUUCAUGAAACGAAUAUAAAACUACCUUUGCUUUAAUUUGAAUUUAGGUAAUGUAUGACAGCUGAAACCAAAAAGGCCUCUUCCGCUACUAUCGCAUCGUGCCGUCACCUUUAAAACUUUCAUAUCACUUUUAUCUAUAGAUCGAUUUUAUUUUGAUUUCGAUUUAUCCCAAGUUUUUUUCGUCUUGCAUUGAGAGUAUCAAAUUAGGAAAUAGGCUAGUGGAUGUUUGACUGGGAUUGACCAAACAAGUCCAACCGCAAACGAUAGUCUGAAGUCAUUUCAACCGGUAGAAAACCACAAUACGAUUUAGUAAACUUCUUCACUUAAGUCUAAUAAGUAUGCUUUUUGGUGUUCCUCUUUACAUUUCAGACUCAUGUUUAAUCAAAACAGCUUUCGGAACUGACCAUUUUUGUCUUUAAUAGAAACGUGUUGUUCCUAUUCAUAAGUUUUAAUGAAGCUGUAAAAUUGUUUGCUUCUCGUGCUCACUCUGGACUUCGUUAAUGAAAACAUGUCAUACACGCUGUCGAUUGAAAUUCGUGUCGAAAAAGCGACAGUUGAAAUAUUUUAGACACUCAGUAAAAAUCUUGUAUUACAUGCACAACUGGCCUACAUACAGCUUAAUGUCAGAUUGUCUGGGCAAAAAGGCAUCCAAACUUUAAAAUACUGUCUUUGAAUACCGACGUGAACGUUUGCAAUGAACAUCAGUGUCCUAGCGAGGUAAACAACACUUGCUGUAUAUUUGAAAUGCUUUUAAGUAACCCGACUCCUCUAAAAAUUUUAAUGGAGCCCCCAAUUUGCAUUGCAAAAACAUAUACACAGCUAGUUUGCAUAACUAUGUCCGUAUGCGGUGAUUCAAACCUGGAAUUUUUUUUUUUUCUGGCAUUUCAAUUCAGUCUUCACAACAUUAUGCAACAGCAUUGCAAAAGUCAGUGAGUAUUAGCAAAGAUGAGUAGAAGUUUUGAAACCUUCCUCUUUUGUUUUCAACAAAAUAAAGGAAUAUAUGUUCUAAAAAUUCUCUUCUUAUCUCGUGAAGGCCACAUGUCUAUCCAAUCUACGUUGAAUGAAGGUGACAGCAGUGGUUAAAACUCAAAUUGGUUCUCGACAAAAAGAUAAAGCCUUCCGCCGAUAGCAUUGUGAAAAAUGACAACUCUUUAACAUACAUAUGACACAAGAAUAAUCGAUAUUAAUUGGACAUCUGCUCCAGAAGUAAUAACAUAAAACGAACAGUCGGGCUUAUUUCAUUUUGAAAGGUAAGCAUUCACCGAAAAACACGCCUAAUUUAGGCCUGCUGUUUCAGUUUCGACAGUAUUUUUGCGAGCGCCCUUUGGGCUUGCUGUUCUUUAGUUUCGAGCCAAUUAUCAAUUUUUGAAAGAACUGGAACCUAAAUGUCCGAGCAUAGCAAAGGACAUCCCUCGCUGGAGAAGUAUGUGACUUUCCUUGCGGAAAGACCAACUGGGGUGGUGGUCAUUGAAGCGUUGGUCUGCGCUAUCUUAAUCCUGGCAGCUUUGGUUGGAAACUCCUUAGUCCUAUGGAUGGUGUGCAAAAAUAAAAAUCUUCGAACAAUUCCCAAUUUGUUCAUCGUCUCGCUGGCGUUAGCUGAUAUCGGAAUGGCUAUACUUUGCCAGCCGCCAUGCCUUACAGUUCUCGUGGCGGGAAAGCGCACCUACGGAAAUUUCGUCUGUCAGCUUCAAGGUUACGUUGUCGCCAUGCUCUCCUGUGUCUCGCUUCUGACGUUAACCUUGGUUGCCGUGAAUCGGUACUUCUUGAUCGUACGACCAAAGCACUACCAAAAGCUUUUCACCACUAAACGCACUCGAUGGAUGAUCUUGGGGAUUUGGAUUCUUUCACUGAUGGAGCCGCUGCCUUAUCUGUGUUCCAAUCACCGUUACGUUUAUCACGCAGGGAAGUUCUUUUGCUUUCAAGUCGUCGAGGUCGACUUUUUCACCUUGCUGGGGUACGUCUUCGUUGCCAUUCCCACGGUCGUACUCUCAUUUUGUUACUACAACGUUUUUAAGGCCCUGAAAGAGCACAAAAAGCGGCUUCAUAGCAUGAGACGCCGAGGCGACCAGCCGACCACGGUGAAAAUCACUAUUGAAGACAUCAACGUCACGAAAACCUUAUUCCUCACAGUAUGCGGAUUUCUCAUCUGCUGGACACCGAUUGCGAUCGUGGAUUUCAUCGGGUUUGGUCAAGGGAGCUGGAACCUUCCUCGCGAGAUGUACGUCAUGUACACAUUUUUGGGUCAGCUGAGCACUGUGAUCAAUCCUGUUAUUUAUGGUGUAAUGAACAAGACCUUCAGAGACGAAUACAAGAAACUGUUCAAGUGGAGCGAUGGAGCGGAUAUUACCCAGGAUUCCGAGGAAACUCCGCAUACUCAGGAGAGUAAGUGCUCUGUCCUUUAGAAUAGGUGACAUUUUAAACACAUACCUUGUAAUUUUGCUCUAGGCAAAAUGGAGUGCUUUACUAAGGUUGGAAUAAAAUAAUACAUCAGAUGCAUGCAGUAGAUAACUUAGCUGUAGUACGAUUUAAGCGAACGCAGUUCACGCACGAUCGUUUUUCGUGGCUGAGCUUGAAGUGUUUUCCCAAAAUCCAUGCGUACUUAUUGCACACUUGUACCGCACGUCACCAGAGUAAACGUUCGUACAGAAAUAUCGAGUUAAGCUUCACUAAAAUAGUCAAGGUACUAGUCUUUGAAUCGAAGGGAAAAUAAGCAAUAGAUUUCAAAUCUAAUAGAGAAAUUUUAACUUUACUGCGAAUGAAGGUGAUUUCAUUUUCGCCAAAAAAUAUUGGUAAUUUAACCCAUAUUCUAUCAAAUUAUUUCAAACAACCUUGCUAUAUUUUAGUAAAGUGUCGAAUGAUGUGUAGCACCUGAACUACAAAACAAAACAAAACAAAAAAAACUGCUCUUCUCAAACUAGCUAGAAAAGAGAUCCAACAUAGCUCACUGCAGUCCAUAGUAGGUGUUUUGAGGUCAGGCGGUCUGUAGAACAUGCUGUUUAGCGAGGAAGAGCACAGAUGUGAUACAUGCACGAGCGCGAAGCGUCAGGCCAGUGCGAGUGAAGACAAAAAAAGAAAAACUAGACUUUCAUUAGAAGAGUUUGGUAAAGUGUGUAAAUGAAUUUUAUCAUAAAAUUUAUAACGUAAGCAAGUUGCAAAAGGGUAUAUAUUUUAUUCUCUGUUUAUGUGUUUUCCAACCGAUCAAAACUCACCACAAAUACAAAACGCGUGAAACGUGUGCGAGCGAGUCAGGAUGAAUUUUGUUUUUACAACUGAUUGAAUAACACAGUGGCCGUCUUUUUUAAGAAUCAAUCACUUACAUUGGUAAUAUAAAACCAGACCAAGUACGAAUUACUUUCGAGGCUCAAGUGAAGACCAUUCUAAUAGUCAAAACUAUAGCGGGAUCAGAUAUUAUUUGCCAUUAUUCAAGACCGGAUUUGACAGAAUCUGUCAGACCGCAAUCAAUCAAAGAUUGCGCCAAAUGUUUCGAGUUUGAAAAAUUCACCAAACAGUGAAAAGUAUCAUAUGUUUCAAUAUAUGUCUAAAAUUUGAAAAUAUCAAAGUCACAGUUGAUAUGAUGUUUUUACUGCAAAAAGAGGACAUGUUUUUGCAGCGAAGAAUUGGCACGAUUGCGGCCUUAAAAAAUAGUCAUAAUGAAAAGCAGAUUAAAACAACAUUUGUUUGUGUUUCGAAAAAGUGAAACCGCCACAAAAAUGCAUCUCCCAAAACAGACCACUUCUUUCUUUCUUUCUUUCUUUUUUUUUUCAAAAUAGAGGAUAAUAUUAUAUGUUAUCUGUUAUUCUUCACAAUUAUUAGCAUAACAGCUAACUCACUUCUAGAUUUAUAGUAAAAGGCAAUAGAGUUAUCAGGGUAGUGGAGCGAAUUCAAAAAGGUCUAUGAUCCGCCAAAGCUAAAUAGAAUAUUGUUGUGUUAUCGGUCUAGUAGAUGUGGUCAAGUACAGUAUGUAAGCUGUAACAAUAAGGAUUGAAGUAAAACGGAUGCACUGUCACUAGGAAGUGUUCACACUAAGUGAUAUAAUAAUGAUAUGUUCAACAGAAAAUAUGUAAGAGUUAUGCUCAUGUUUUUUAAUGCGGUUUUAAGGGGUUGCUUUUAGGCGUUAUUGUUGACGCAUAAGGCCAGUUUCUAACGGGCGCCAUUUCAUUUCAUGGUUUCUUUGCCAAAUACUGAGUUUGAGUGUCACAUUCAGGAAAAAGAUGAACUCAGCAGUAACAUUUCAAACGCUGUCGUGUGAGCACUCCUUAGUACAUUGCAUAUGUUUCUCUUACUUGCAAUUGCAAGCAUAUAUAUUAUUUUUACACGUAGAAAAGAGAAAGAAAGAUCAACAAACCAUCACUUUAAGAUACUUUACUGGUGACUUCAAAAAGUAUACUAUUUAAAAGGUCUAGAUAGCAGCAGACAUGUAAAGAUUCUAAGGAAAACGACCGAUUUUUUUAAGUUUAAAAGACAUGUUUC